This is a messenger RNA of Carica papaya (papaya), 2622 nucleotides long. Lineage: Eukaryota; Viridiplantae; Streptophyta; Magnoliopsida; Brassicales; Caricaceae. The record is from RefSeq and is a predicted model, not a curated record.
AUGCAUAUGUCUAAAGGAGUUAUGGUUUUUGGACUCAUGGUGCUCAUUAUGGGAAGCUUUAUGGUGCAAGAGAUAGAUGCUAGAAGUAUUGACUACGGAGCUAUUGGUCGCGGUGAGACUCCCGAUUGUAGCAACGGAGAAUGUAAUGACACGCCGGCUAAUCCUUACACUAGAGAUGGACCAGAAUAUGGCAUUGGGGAUGAGUGUGAGGAACUUAUCUUUUUCCUCAUCCCCAUGGCAUGGGGGAUUAGUGUUAGGCCAUUGCUUUUUCAAUUGGGGAAUUUUCCAAAUAUAAAGAAAGACUCAUCUUCUCUCGCUGGGAAGCUCGUUCAGCCCAUUUUGAAACUGUUGAAUGAGGAUACUUCAGAAGCUGUAUGGGAAGGAGCAAUUCAUCUGUUAUGUAGGAUUAUUACUUUAUUUCCAGCUUCUCUUCAUCGUUAUUAUGACAAUAUUGAAACUGCUAUUGCUUCAAAGAUUUUAUCUGCAAAAUGCAGUGAUGAUAUUUUAAAGAAACUUGCUCAUUGUCUGGCAUUGCUCCCUAGAUUAAGGGGAGAUGAAGAAAGCUGGUCCUUAAUGAUACAGAAGGUUUUAUUAUCUAUAAAUUCACACUUGAAUGAUUUAUUUCAAGGUCUAGAAGAAGAGAACAAACGCAAUGAGGCGAUUAGAUUAUUGGUUCCACCUGGUAAGGAUCCACCACCUUCCUUAGGAGGUCAAACUGGAGCUUCAGUUGAUGCCACACUGAGGCCGGAGCGAUUGGUCAUAUCAAGGGUCUCUAUCCUCAUGUUCUGCUGUUGUACAAUGCUUACGAGCCCUUACCCUGUUCAGGUAACUGUUCCCAUUCAAUCAUUGUUAGCACUUGUUGAGAGAGUACUGAUGGUGGAUGGCUCUUUGCCUCGCACUAUGUUUCCCUUCAUGACCUCCACGCAACAAGAGUUUAUUUGUUCAGAACUUCCAGUUUUGCACUUAUGCAGCUUGGAGCUCCUAAGUGCAAUCAUAAAAAGUAUCCGUAGUCAGCUUCUUCCGUAUGCUGCAUGUAUAGUAAGACUCAUUACAAGGUACUUCAGGAAAUGUGCACUUCCAGAGUUGAGGAUAAGGGUCUACUCGAUCACGAGGAUGUUGCUGAUAUCCACGGGCGUUGGAAUGGCGAUACAUCUUGCACAGGAAGUUAUUGACAAUGCAUCUGCAGAUUUGAAGCUGAUUAGUGAUGAUAGUUGUGGGAAGCCCUCUGGUGGAAGUUCCAAGACUUCUACUGGAACAUUAGUGCAGUCUAGACGGAGAAAAAGAAAGCAUCGUAAUGACUCUGGACUUGAGUCACAACUAGAUACAACUGCUUUGGAAUCAGAAGCACCCAAUAACAACCUAGCGAGUCCAAUUUCUGUGAAGAUAGCUGCGCUUGAGGCAUUAGAAGCUGUUCUUACAGUGGGUGGUUCUCUGAGAUCUGAGGGUUGGCGUUCAGACAUUGAUAUUCUUCUGGUAAAAACAGCAAUGAAUUGUUGCAAAGGAGGAUAUGCAAAUCAGGAAAUUAGUCAAUUCCUGCCAUAUGAAUCAACCGCAAUUUGGGCUGAUUUUCAGCUUGCAGCAUUUCGUGCACUUCUGGCAUCUCUUCUUUCCCCAUCUCGUGUUCGACCUGCAUAUUUAGCCCAAUCUCUUGAGCUUUUCCGUAGAGGCAAACAAGAGACUGGAACAAAGCUGGCUGAAUUCUGUGCACACGCUCUUUUAGCCUUGGAGCUCCUCAUACAUCCCAGGGCACUUCCAAUUGAUGAUUUGCCUGCUGCAGAUCAAAAGCCGGGUUAUGUAGUUAGCCACAAAUUCCCAGACAAUAUAUAUUCUAGUGAUCAGCAAAAUUCCACCCGAUUUCCAAGUGGCAUAAAAGGAACAGGAUAUAUCCAUCCUGAUUCAGACGAUGACGACCUGUACAAUAGGUGGUUGGAAGAUGGCAAUGAUCCAGGUAUUCCUUUGAGUAGUGAGGAUAAGAACACCCCAGAAGUGGCAGAGUCUUCUGAAGCUAUAGAAGUUCAUUAUGCAGAAAAACCUUCAGUUCCCAGUUCAUCCGGCACAAUAGUUCCAGAGACAACCGAGCAGGAGGCAGCAGCAGCCAAUGCAGUUGCAGAAACAAGUAAAGAAGAUGAAACUAUGGUUGACACCCAGCAAAUUCAAGAAUCCACGGUACCACUUCAGGAACUUGUUUCGGCCAAAGUUGCUUCCAGUAAUGGGGACUUAAAUCAAACAGGUCAUGCAGUGGCAUCAAGAAAGACCAUCUUGGUAGAGAAAGGCAACGAGGUUACUUCUGCUGGUGGAAAUGCUGAGGAAGUUAAGGCAUCGGCAUCUGUAUCUGAUGAUGACUCAUCGUUGGCUUCACUUCCUGACAUAUUAGAUGAUAUGCAGACAGACUCUGAUGAUGAAUUGAGUUCUGGUAACUAGCAUUCCCAUGUUGGGAGAGCAUUAUUGUAUAACAUAUUUAUAGAAAGGGCUUUGGUAUCUAUAUCUAUGUACAAACCAUUGACAAACUAGGCAUUUCAUGAGGAUUAGCUUCUACUUCUUAACCCACAACUGUAGGCUGCGGCUGAUGUAGUUGGAGAAUUGUUGCUAUUUUUGGCUCCCUCUUCUUCUCUUCCAAAAUUC